This is a messenger RNA of Clarias gariepinus (North African catfish), 3184 nucleotides long. Its product is annotated as interferon-induced GTP-binding protein Mx3-like. The transcript is spliced from 14 exons. Bases 1176 to 3074 code for a protein of 632 amino acids. Gene Ontology annotation, cellular component: cytoplasm; nucleus; membrane. The record is from RefSeq and is a predicted model, not a curated record. NCBI's taxonomy places the organism in Eukaryota, Metazoa, Chordata, Actinopteri, Siluriformes, Clariidae. Gene Ontology annotation, biological process: defense response to virus. Gene Ontology annotation, molecular function: GTP binding; microtubule binding; GTPase activity.
AUAGCAGUUUACCACAUUCUUGGGUAAAUUAAGAUACUUCAUUAAAAAAUAGCUGAGCCAUCUAUUAUGUGGGGAAGAGUAAAAAAAGUACAAAAUGUUCUUUCACAAUAGAACAAAUAUUUCUCUCAUAUGUAAGAUAUUUACUAGUUGCAAGUUUAAACACUAAAAAUUUUUUACAAGGUAAAGGACGGAUUUUGUUCUGUGACAUACAUUUUUAUCACACUUGUGCUGUGCUUUUCUUUACCAAAUAUCCUACCCUCACUGCAAGAUCAGCAUGCCAAUGUCCCCUGUAUCUCCUCUUUAUAUAUAUUUUAAACAUUCAGAUCAUUUAAAAAAUGUUUCCGCGGGAGAAAAUGAAAGUGUACCCAUAUGAAUAAUGUGUGUUGUGACAUAUUGUAUGUAGGCUGAUAAUGCUAAUGAUAUAGGCAUGAUGAUUGAUUAUGUACAGCACAUCUCAUUUUAAUGAACGCAAGACACACAGUCACCAACAAACAUUGCCACUUAAAACUGCUAUUCUCUGGCAAUAUCUAAUUCUCCACAGUUCUAAUCACACACACACACACACACCUCUUCCCAAUCACAGUCUUUUUGAACCACUCACACCAUGGUUUUUGCUAAAUAAAUACUUAUAUUCUUAACCACUUUGACAAGCCGUUUGUCUUCAUAUUGCUUUUGUUUUCCACUGGUUUUGUUGUCAUUUUGGAUUUUGCCCAGCCUGUGCUAUUUUGUCUUUUUUGUAUGACUGUUUUGAUCACAUUCUUGCUUACUUUUUGUGGAUUAUUACCUUUAAUUUGGAUUUACUUUCAGUUUCCAUUUCCUCAAAACGCUACGUAAUCCCUUGGUAAACUUCCAGUAGGUGGGGCUGCAGUUGUUUACUGUGUUAGAAGAGUUAGAGAGAGAGAGUGCUGCAGGAGGAGGAGACUUGGAAAGCUCAUCCUAUAAAAAUGUAAUAACUGAAAGAGGCGCUGAGGCUGAAGGUGCAUAGCCACAAAUUAGAACCACUCGGAUCACUUUCAGUUUAUUUCCAUCCUUUGGGUAAUCAGGUUGCUGUACACACUUGGGUAAGUAAAAUACCUUUAUUUUUAUGAAAUGUUAAAUAAAAUGUACUUUAAAAAACGCUAAAGGAAAGAUACAAUAGUUAUACAUAUAUAUAUAUAACUUUUCUUUUCCCCAAGAUGAUGGACAGUGAGCAAAGCAGUUAUGAAGACAUUCCUAAUGCUGGUGAAAGCAGUAAGCGAACGGAAGGGGUGUUUCACAGUCAUUUGGAUGAGAAGGUUCGUCCCUUUAUUGAUCUAAUCGACUCUUUGAGGCUGAUUGGUAUUGAAGAAGAUUUAGCUUUGCCAACUAUAGUUGUAAUUGGAGAUCAGAGCUCUGGAAAAAGCUCUGUGUUGGAAGCACUAUCUGGAGUAGCAUUGCCCCGAGGAAGUGGUAUUGUUACGAGGUGUCCACUGGAGCUAAAGCUGAGGAAGAUUAAAUGUGGUGUUAAAUGGCAAGCUGUAAUAUCGUACAGAAAAGAGUUUAUUGAGUUUGAUGACCCAUCACUGGUUGAGCGUUACGUGGAGACAGCCCAGAAUAAGCUGGCUGGAGAAGGUGUUGGAAUUUGUGAUGAACUCAUCACUUUGGAGAUCAUGGCUCAUGAUGUGUGUGACCUUACACUGAUCGAUCUUCCUGGGAUUGCCCGAGUUCCUGUAAAAGGUCAACCAGAUGACAUUGGAUAUCAGAUCAAAAAUCUUAUACGUAAAUAUAUAGAGAAGGAUCAAACUAUAAAUUUAGUUGUGGUGCCGUGUAAUGUUGACAUAGCAACAACAGAAGCUCUGAAAAUGGCACAGGAAGUGGAUCCUGAAGGGAAAAGGACAUUGGCUAUUCUUACAAAGCCAGACCUUAUCGACAGGGGAACCGAGAAAAACAUCUUGGAAAUAGUACGAAAUCAAGUGAUCCCUUUAAGUAAAGGAUACGUCAUCGUGAAGUGCCGAGGACAAAAGCAAAUUGAUGACAAGGUCUCUCUGGCUGAGGCCACUCGAGUAGAGAGGGAAUUCUUCAGACGUCAUGAAUUCUUCAGUUGCCUGUUAAAUGAAGAGAGAGCAACUAUUCAGUGCCUUGCCACCAAACUGACUCAAGAACUGGUAGAUCACAUCAAAAAAUCGUUACCUUUGAUCUCAGAAGAGAUCAAAAAGCAGCUGUGGAGCUUGAGAAAAGAGCUGAGUCAGUGUGAAGCCGGCCCACCACUGGACCCGCAGAAGAAAAAGAUAUUUUUUAUAGAUAUCUUGACAAAGUUUAAUGAUAAGAUUAACCGCUUGGCAUCUGGGGAGGUGGUCAACAACAACAACUUGUUUGUACUGCUUCGUUCUGAGUUCAAAAAAUGGAAUGAUCAUCUUGACAGUACAAAGGCAUCAUUCCACAGCACGGUCCAGGAGGUGGUGAAAGAAUAUGAUCUGAAGCACAGAGGACGAGAGCUCCCUGGUUUCAGUGACUACAAGGUGUUUGAGAUGGUGGUGCAGAGGCUUGUAAACCUGCUAACAACACCAGCCACUGACACACUCAGAGUCAUUAGAGAAACCAUUCAGAAACAGUUUCAGGAUGUGUCCAAAACCUGUUUCCUCAACUACCCUUACCUCCUGUGUGUUGCUACGAACAAGAUAGACAACAUUCAGUCAAAGCAGGAGGCCAAGGUGGAGCAGAGGAUCAUGGAGCAGUUUGAGAUGGAGCAACUGGUCUACACUCAAGAUGGCAUCUACUUCAAGACUUUGAAUGAGACUAACUCUGCUGAGGGACUAAAAGCUUCAGAAGACAACUUUGCUGGGUUUGACAACAGAAACAAAUAUCCUGAAAUGCUGCAGGCUUAUUAUGAGAUUGUGGUGCAGCGCUUGGCUGACCAGGUGCCUAUGCUGAUCCGAUACUUCAUGCUAAAGGAAUCUGCUCAGCUGCUGUGCAGUGAGAUGCUGUGUUUAAUGGACGGUGCCAAUGUGGCCGAGGCUUUGCGUGAAGAAUCUGAUGUCAGCAGACAUCGUGUUGACAUCCAGAACCGCACAAACCGACUUACACUUGCUCAAGAGAAACUCAGCAACUUUGUUUGAAACAAGGGGGACAGUGCAUAGCAGGGUUUUAUAUCAGUAAUUUAUAUUCAGCUAUUUACUGUUGACUGAGGUGUGUGAUCUCUGUAGAUUUGUAGCCCUUCAGAACCAAC